Molecule: messenger RNA, 4407 nt
Organism: Lingula anatina
Lineage: Eukaryota; Metazoa; Brachiopoda; Lingulata; Lingulida; Lingulidae
Product: cocaine esterase
Source: RefSeq, a predicted model, not a curated record
GUGGCUGACUUGCCUCCAGGGCGCUAUACGAUGACGUUCUGCUGCUUAUUUAAAGAGAUUGCAUCGCAUGUGGCAAAGGUGCGGAAUCCCGAGAGCGAGGAGUGCAAAUUGGCCAUUCGCAACGGCGCUUUACAAAUCUCAGAACGGCGCACGCAAAGGUAGAUAGGGCAUACAGGUGGUCUACCCAACGUCAAAAUCAAAAUAGAAGCAGGUGAAUAACAUUUCACAUUUUCUGUGAAGAACAUUUCACAGUGUCUGUUUUUUUUAAAGAGCAGGUUAGGUUGAAAAUCAGGCACUUAGGGAUAAUUAUAGGUGCAACAUUCUAGUUCUGUGCAUAGAUUUGCUCUGCUCAUUAAGCGUUCAGAUUCUUCUCAUGACAUUUAUACGAAGCGGCGUGAACUCAAAGAUUACUAGUGUUGCACUAUAAGCGUUAUCACGUUUUGCGAUAAAGAAUGGAUUGUGUGCGGCCAACAAGAAAACGCUUCGCGCGCGGAUGACACCGAGGUCGCAUUUGACAUAUCUGUGCUGACAGAAUUGCCGCAAUGGCUCUGUUAAUAUCUUUAUUGCUACUGAACGCGUACCAAGUCCCCGUCAUGGGAGAAGCCUUGAUGCUAGUGAAAACGAAGUACGGCGACAUCGAGGGUCAAGUUAUUACGUCCCCAAGAGGGGAUCUGGUGCGUUUCCUAGGAAUACCCUACGCCAAGCCACCGAUAGGAGAGCUACGGUUUGCAGCUCCGGUGCGGAUGGACCCUUGGGAUGGCGUUCUUUCAGCCUCCGAAUUCGGUGAUAUGUGUGUCCAGGACCUGGAAGUGCGUGAUCGAAUUUUCCCCAAGAAAUAUAUAGAGAAACGCUUUCCGAGAAAUACCAUGAGUGAGGACUGUUUGACCCUCAAUAUCUACGUGCCUGGGAUAACUAUUCGCAAGGGACCGUCUGAGGACUUACUGCCUGUCAUGGUGUACAUCCACGGAGGGGCUUGGGAAUGGGGCUCAGGGAUGAAUUUUGAUGGGUCGAUAUUGGCUGUAUACCAGCAGGUGAUUGUCGUUACCUUCAACUACCGCCUGUCUCUGUUUGGUUUGUUCUCCACGGGAGACGAGGAGGCCCCGGGGAAUUAUUUCCUGCUCGAUCAGCUUGAAGCUUUACGCUGGGUACGAGAGAAUAUUGGAGCAUUCGGUGGCAACGCCUCUCUGAUCACACUUUUCGGAAACUCUGUCGGUGGUGUUUCCACUUCUCUCUUUUUGGUCAGUGGAACAGCAAGAGGAUUAUUCCAAAGGGCUAUAGUACAAAGUGGGGUACUACCGCCAAUUACGGCGGCCUUUACCUUCACCCGUAAGCAAACUGAUGUAUCAGCCGGGCACAGUACCGCCAUGGCGGCCAGAAUUGGCUGCCAUGGACCCUCCACCGCCAAGUACCUAUCGUGCUUGCGAUCCAAGACCUCUGAGCAGCUGUUAAACGCGUUCUAUGACUAUAAAGAACAUUAUGGCGUGAAUGGACACUUUUUUCAACCGUUGGCCCCUGUGCAAGAUGGAAUCUUUAUAAAAGACAGUUAUAAAGAAUUGAAUAUAAGCGCCGACGUUCCCAUAAUGCUUGGUGUUCUAAACGAUGAAUAUGCCUUUGUUCUGGCUUUAGAAAAGCAACUUUUUCAUCUUGACCACAAACUCGUUGACACAUACCUGGAUCGGCUCUCGGAAAGUAAUCCUCUUCUAAGGGAAAUCGUAAAAUUUGAAUAUCUAGGGGCGGAGGCGAAGACAACGAACGUAACCCAGAAGUGGCGAGGCGUCCUUACGGCACUCACCGACCAAGGGUUCGUGAUUUCAUGUCUCCAAGCGGCGUCCCAAUACGCACGCUUUACCGAUGUGUUCUUGUAUUUCUUGUCACAUAAGUCCGGCUUUACUCACUGGCCAAGCUACACUAAUGCAGUUCACAUGGACGAACUGUAUUAUGUUUUCGGGGACGUGUUUGACGAGACGUUAUUUGACACACCGCCCUCCGAAGAUGAGAAACAACUGAGUUUGGCCAUCAUGACAGCCUGGGGGAACUUUGCCAAGACAGGAAACCCGAAUCCAAUUAAUAUGACGUCAUCUGUGGGACACAUGACGCCUCGAGGGAAUGGUUUUCCAAUAUGGCGACGGUAUUCCAAAGAAGCACAUUACAUGGAUUUCGACCUGACGCCCUCUUUAGCUACCUCUCGUAGAAACCUCAAAGCAAGACAGUUGUAUUUUUGGACAAAGUUCAUACACAAUUUUUUAAGAGAUAUGAAAUUCUACACUCCGAGACAUUUCUUUGAAACAAAGAUGGACAACUGCCAGGGUGACAGCAUGGUGCCGGCGUGGAGCGUUCCGGGUGCGCUGUGCGCCGUAUUCUUUGUUUUAUUCGUGAUCGUACUGGUGUUAUAUCUGCGGAGCAGACGACACCCAACACUGCACACUGCCGUGAACAACACAGAGACGACCUAACGAAUGGGCAGCAUUUGGCGUCCUAUAUGGGGUUUUCUUGCCAGUCGGCUGUUUUGGAGAAAAAAAUGCGUUUUCUCCUCCUGCUCAAGAAGUACUGAGCGACCCGUCCUGCUCUUGGAUUUGUACUGUUUCAAAUAACUUAGUUUUAAAUAAAACAUGGUAAAUUUAGAGUACCAUUAUCCUGACUUUUAGGGGGAAAUAUAUGUAUCGUGUAUUUUAGGAUUUUUUAGCGUAUUAAGGGUCUAAUUUAAGAAAAAAAGUGUUGCAUGAUAUCCAAACAUGACACGAGAAAUUUAACUUUGAAGCAUUUUCAAACGCAUUUAGUGCGCAUUUAAAUGGUAGUAAAUGACAUGAAAAUAACCUCAACCAACGCGUCAUUGAUCAGAAAAUGUAUUGCCGUAAUUACCUCACGCGUACGAUGCUUAUUACAAUUAAGUGUCACCAUAAGCCUCCCAGCAAAUAUCAAUUUUGCUAACACUUUUCCAUAGCUUGGUUAUUUCUAUCUUUCUUUGGCAAUGAUUCCAUUUUGGAACUGCGUGGUUGCAGUUUUCGAUCCACAGUGACGUUAGCUAAAGUGAGAACACAAUUACUUAUGUAACGUCUCUAAUAUUUUUCUUUUCUUUUCUUUUCCUGUUAUUCAUGUACUCCAGCAGCGUGACAGGAUUAUGUUGUUAGAUAGCACUUAUUUUAUGUCGGACAAUCAGGUUAUUUUAAACUACAACUCAGACGUCAUAAGGCAUCAUAGUGAUAGAAUUUACCGUGGCGUUAUUACAUACAUACAUGCAAUUAGUUUCGUUUAUCGAACACACCCGAAAAUAAAGUCAAUGCCGGAUUCAGGACCCUUCCACAAGGGCCUGGUUGAACCUAGAGGGGACACAGAGUAGAUAAAAUUCCCCUAUUUCUUUCUUUCUUUCUCCAGUAUAAAUGCAUACAAACAGAUACAUGUAUAUCAAAGUGAAAAGGUUUGGUUAGAUUGUGUUGAUGGAAGGAAUAAUCAAAGAGCAAAUAAUGUACUGAUGAGUAGAAAUAGCGUACAAUUGUAUAUUAAUGUGUUUGUCUUGUAAAAAAAAUUAAUGGAAAUUGGAAAAAGAUUUGGAUCACCGCCCGAAUAUUGGUCUCAAGAAAUGUACGCCAUAUAGUCGUAUUAUAUAUUUAAUUGUAUUAAGUCAUGCAUAUUUAACCCCUUCUAAACUGUAUAUUCUGGUUAAGUGGAUUUAAUUGCACUAGUAUUCAUGAUGUAGUAAAUUGUAUUUAUACUGCACUUAAAUAGUUUUCAGAAAUUGUAUUUUCAGCUUGAAUUUUUUACCGCAACUGUGAACAAUCGUGCGUAUCGAAAACCUUAAAUAUUGGUAAUUAUGUGGCGUUGCUGACUGUACUUCAAAAGAAAGGUUUCCGAGAGUAAAUAAAAUCAAGAAUUGACGUUGUAUGCUGCAUGGUGUUGGUUAGAAAAUCGACCAGGGUGCAGGCUCUGUGUAAGUCUAAAUGACGUCACGGGUCGAAUGUCCGCCUGGGAAAUCUGAGCGCCAUACAAUGCCGUGACCCGGAGGGGGAAAGAUAGGUUGAAUUUUGCGUGGUUUUGAACUCUUUUCUGGUCUAACAGCCGUCAAAAUGUAACCUGUGAGGCGCAGGGCCAUAGGAACAAAAAAGAGAUCUUUCUAACCAAUCGGCAUUAAUUUUUUUCCAACUUUGAUCCUUUUUUCGGUGGUCUCGGUGUCUUCGCUAUUUGGCGGCAACAAAUUGCAGCUGUGUUCAGAUGCAUUAAGUGCAGUAGCUAAUGACAAUGUAGUCUGCAUUGUUCAUCGCAGUCUGGAAAGUGUCGGGAAAAACAGCAUCUGUGGGUCAUAUUGAUAGAUACUGAUGGAUAGACAAGGGGAUGCUGGGCCCCCGGCGAAAAUUCGUCUCAUUUAACGAUCACUUACGGUUCUCAAUCUGUCCUAGAACAUAAUGUUUUUCU